This is a messenger RNA of Anolis sagrei ordinatus, 3344 nucleotides long. It is a transcript of the gene VLDLR, whose product is annotated as very low density lipoprotein receptor. The record is from RefSeq and is a predicted model, not a curated record. Lineage: Eukaryota; Metazoa; Chordata; Lepidosauria; Squamata; Anolidae. Gene Ontology annotation, molecular function: calcium ion binding; apolipoprotein binding. Gene Ontology annotation, cellular component: plasma membrane.
GAGAGAGAGAGAGAGAGAGAGAGGACACUCUCCUCCAGGUCCACCCCCUCCCCUUCCUUUCCUUUCCCUUCCCUCUUGGCUGCCUGGGAGUCGGGGCGCUGGGUCCGCAGCAUGGAGGCGCCUCCGCUGGGCUGCUGGGGGCUCGCGCUGCUCCUCCUGCUCCUCCUGGCCGGGCUCCGGGGCCAAGGCGCGCGCGGUACAAGGGUAACGUGUGAUGAAAAUCAAUUCCAGUGUCAAAAUGGCCGCUGCAUAACUCUGGUGUGGAGGUGUGAUGGAGAUGAAGACUGCUCCGAUGGCAGUGAUGAACUAAAUUGCGUGAAAAAGACCUGUUCUCCAUCAGACUUCGUAUGCCAGAAUGGACAGUGCAUACCCAGCAGAUGGCAUUGUGAUGGAGAUACUGACUGUGAAGAUGGCUCAGAUGAACACUCUGAACUAUGCUAUACAAGAAAGUGUUCAGUGGGUGAAAUCAGCUGUGGUCCUCGAUCAAGUCGGUGUAUCCCAGUGUCCUGGAGAUGUGAUGGUGAAAAUGACUGUGGUGAUGGUACAGAUGAAGAUGACUGUGCCAAUAUAACUUGUAGCCCUGAAGAAUUCACGUGUGCCAACGGGAGGUGCAUCUCGAAAGAUUUUGCCUGCAACGGGCAAGAAGACUGCAGUGAUGGUAGCGAUGAGGCAGGCUGUGCAGCGCCUACUUGUAAAGCAGGGGAGUUCCAGUGUAAAAGUGAAAGCGACAGCUGUAUCCCAGUUAACUGGGUGUGUGACAGUGAACCCGACUGUACCGACUGGUCAGAUGAAUCCCCAGAGCAGUGUGGCCGCCAGCCUGUCCUGACCGUGAAGUGUGGAGAAAGUGAAAUGCUGUGCGAUUCAGGGGACGAGUGUUUUCACAAGAAGUGGCGUUGCGAUGGAGACACAGACUGCAAGGAUGGAAGCGAUGAGAUCAAUUGCCCAUCUCGGACAUGUAGGCCUGAUCAGUUCAAAUGUGAGGAUGGCAACUGUAUUCAUGGGACCAGGCAGUGCAAUGGUGUGAGGGACUGCAUCGAUGGCUCUGAUGAAGUCAAUUGUCAAACAGUUAAUCAGUGCAGUGGGCCUGGAAAAUUCAGGUGUAGAAGCGGGGAGUGCAUAGAUUCCAGCAAAGUGUGCAACCAGAAACAGGAUUGCAAAGACUGGAGUGAUGAACCUCUCAAACAAUGCAACAUCAAUGAAUGCUUGGUAAACAAUGGAGGCUGCUCCCAUAUCUGCAAAGACUUGGUCAUUGGCUAUGAAUGUGAUUGUCCUGCUGGCUUCCAGCUGAUAGACAGAAAAACAUGUGGAGACAUUGAUGAAUGCCAGAAUCCUGGUAUCUGCAGUCAAAUCUGCAUCAACACAAAACUGGGAUACAAAUGUGAAUGUAGCCGUGGCUACCGAAUGGAUGCUCAAACUGGAGUAUGCAAAGCAAUUGGAGGGGAACCAAGCCUGCUCUUCACUAAUCACUGGAACAUCCGGCAGUUUGCUUUAGAAAGACAGGACUACACACAGCUAGUAGGAGGCCUGAGAAAUGUUGUUGCUCUGAGCGCUGACAUGGUUGAGCGCAAAGUUAUCUGGGCUGAUGCUGGACGAAAUGGUAUCUUCAGUGCCUUACUUACUUCUAGUAACAGCCCAGGACGGCAUUUGCAGAUUGUAGAAAAUGUCCAGAGUCCUGCAGGAAUUGCUGUUGACUGGAUUUAUGAGAACAUCUACUGGACUGAUUCUUCUCUUAAGUCCAUAUCUGUGGCUACUCUUAAUGGUACUAAGUGGAAGGUCCUAUUUAACACUAACUUAACAGAGCCAGCCUCAAUUGCUGUGGAUCCACUUUCUGGCUUCAUGUAUUGGUCUGAUUGGGGUGAACCAGCCAAAAUUGAAAAAGCAGGGAUGAAUGGACUUGACAGGCAGCAACUUGUAACAACAGAUAUUGAGAAGCCCAGUGGAAUUGCACUAGAUCUGGUGAAGAAUCGUCUCUAUUGGGUUGAUGCUAAGCUCCAUAAGCUUUCCAGUGUGGAUUUGAAUGGCCAAGAUCGCAGAAUUAUAUUGCAUUCUCAUGAGUUCCUUGCUCAUCCUCUUGGUUUGACAAUAUUUGAGGAUACUGUCUAUUGGACCGAUGGGGUAAAUGAAGCAAUAUACACUGCAAAUAAGUUCACAGGAGCGGAUCUGGAGACAGUAGUAAAUAACCUGUAUGAUGCUCGGGGCAUCAUUGUGUUUCAUGAACUUGUACAACCAUCAGGCAACAACUGGUGCGAAGAAGACAACAUGAAGAAUGGAGGCUGUGAAUAUCUGUGCCUGCCUGCUCCCAAGAUAAAUGACCGUUCCCCAAAAUAUACUUGUGUCUGCCCAGAUGGAGAUACACUGCAAAAUAACGGCUUGAGAUGCAGAGGUACAGGAACUGAUGUGGCUAACACUGAGACAAAAGAGAGCAGCAGAGCAGAAAAACCACCUGGACCACUUUCUGGAGGACAAAAUCAGAGCAGCCUAGUGACAGAAGAGCUGUCUUAUUCUCGAAGUUCUUCAGCAGCAUGGGCCAUUCUUCCUGUAUUAUUUUUGGCAAUGGUGGCAGCAGGCAGCUAUUUCAUGUGGCGCAACUGGCAACACAAAAAUAUGAAAAGCAUGAAUUUUGACAAUCCAGUAUACUUGAAAACAACAGAAGAAGACCUUGCUAUAGAUAUCGGAAGACACAGCAGUUCAGUGGGACAUACAUAUCCAGCAAUAUCAGUUGUAAGCACAGAUGACGAUCUAUCUUGAGGACUCUAGCAAACCCCUUUUUAAUCUACUUGUGUUCUAUACUUUUUGGAUGGUGGCCAGACCAGUGGCUGAACACUUUCCUUCCCAUCCUGGAAGAAUGAAGACACACGUGGAACAAGUUCACAAAAACAUUUUCAUACAAAGUUGUAAACAUCUGCCUACAACAAUUCAGCUUUUAAUAGUUACCGGUUACCUGCAACCCUUUAAUAAGUAUUGCUACCACUGGCCAUGUAUAAAGCACUUUCCAAAAAGCCAUAUUGAGGUAAUAAGUGCUACACAAGUACUACCUGUAAAUAAUUGUACAGGCCCAAUUGUAAAUCUUCCUGAACAUAGUCUAUUAAGCACUUUGGAAAAAAACAUUUCAAUGUAAAUUACUGUAUAAUCUUUUUUUUUUCAAUGGUUGGGCAAUGGCAAUAGGAGAAAACGGGUUACUCAGAUUAAUUGCCAAAAAUUUGUAAAACUUUAACUUUUGUAUGAAUUGUGAAUUUGUCCUCCAUGAACCACCUACAGGGGUGUGCAGAGGACAACUGCUCUGUAUCAGAAACCACUGUACAUUUCAACACUGAAAUUAAAUUAAAUAGAAGCAAAUCUAUGGA